AUGUUGGCGGAAGACCUUUCAGUGUCAAACGGAGGCAGGACGAGUUCAGCAACCUCCAGUGCAUCAGACGCACGAGGUGGACAAGGAGAAGAACUUGUGCCUGAUGACAUGAUGCUGGGUGAGUUCAAGAAGCGGACCCUGCAAAGCGCCCAGCGGGAAUCAGAGGAAUCUGCCGCCAAGAAGACGCGAUAUGGAGAAAGUUCGGAGCCAGUGUCACCGUCAAGAUCUUUAUAUCCGCCGCUUUUCGCAGGCAGGGUUUCUCAGGAAGAAGAUGUGUUCCAUUGGGAUGAACACGAAGACUUGACAGCAGUGGAAGGUGAAGACGUUGAGUACGAAGAUUUGAUGGAGGAAGAGAUGGAAGAUGCGCCUAAGAACGAGCAAGGAGAAACGCCGCCAGAACUAAGCCCCGAAGCGUUGGACGCUAUGGACCAAGAAACAGCAGUGGAGGAACUAAACAGACUCAGCAAGAUCGGCGUGAUCGAAGAGUUUGUGGAAAGCUGCGCAAACGGGGAAGAGAAGCGAUGGAAACGCAGAAAGUACAAGUGGAAGUACGCUGCGACUCCAGCUCAGCGCGACAAUGGAGUCAGCGAAGAGGUAGAGUACUCCGCAGAUGGAGAGAUCACUCACACUGGAGUGGAUGAGUACGAAAGGACCGACGCAAUGGAGGAUGCAAAGUACUCGAAAUUCGAAGUGUGUAUGCUUGUGAUGGUGGUGAAACAGCACGGCAGCAAGGCUACCGCCCGUGUGUUACAUUUGCUGGCCAGAAGCUCGGGACAGAGGAAGAAGAGAGUACCGUGGAUGAUGAAGAAUGGGAGCUUACCGAAGAAGAAGCUACAGGAAGCGGAAGAUGCACUCAAGUAUGUUCUUGGUGCCAGGAAAGAGUAUGUUCGAGGAACAAGAUCGGACAUCAGAAUUGCGCGUACAACGAAUGUAUCAGAGAGUAUGCGGAAAGCCAGUGGAGAAAGAACUACGACAGAAGCCCAGCAGCUGAACAAGGAGACCGCAGUUGGAAUGAAGGACAGAGUAGUGGUAUGCGAAGAAGAAGUUUCCAAGAGGACCGCUACGCAAGAGAAUCCCUGGAGUAUAUGCCACCAAGACUUUGUGGCAAAGGGAACCGACGUGCUGGAAAGCGUGGAAGAGCAGCAGUCGAAG
Messenger RNA from Symbiodinium necroappetens, 1152 nucleotides. Lineage: Eukaryota; Dinophyceae; Suessiales; Symbiodiniaceae. The record is from the annotation of a GenBank genome assembly.